UCAGUUGCUCUGCGGGUGUCUGAUCGCAUGCAACGUUCACAAAACAUAUUUGCAGUAAUAUAUAUGUCCAGCGCGUCGUAGCAGUCGUAACGUCAGCAGUUAUCAGUGUGUUGUUUGGUGUAUGCGUGUGCAAUAACCGGGUUCGUUCGAUGGUAGUGGUCGAUAAGACGCCGCGGGCGGCUAAAUGACGGCCGAGGACCCGGAGUGCGUUUCCCCUGUCACACCCACGAAUGUCACCCUCGACAAUUGCCUGCAGGAACGAAAGUACUGGUGCUUUUUGCUUUCGUCCAUAUGCACCUUCUUGGCGGGAUUGUGUAUCGUUUUGGUAUGGCGACUGUUUGCGUUCCUUUGCUGCCGCAAGGAGGCCGAAUACGGCCCGAACGACCCCAAACAGAAAGAACAGAAAGCGGCGCGUCAGAACAAGCAAGAGUUCGAGGGGACGUUCAUGACAGAGGCCAAGGAUUGGGCUGGGGAACUCAUUUCCGGCCAGACCACCACUGGCCGCAUCCUGGUUGUACUGGUCUUCAUACUUAGCAUAGCAUCGCUCGUAAUCUAUUUUAUAGACGCAAAGGAACAGGUGGAGAAUUGCCAAAAGUGGAGCGAAAACGUGACUCAACAAAUCGACCUUGCCUUCAAUAUAUUUUUUAUGGUGUAUUUUUUUAUACGAUUUAUAGCGGCUAGUGAUAAGUUAUGGUUCAUGCUAGAGAUGUACUCGUUCGUCGAUUAUUUCACGAUACCCCCGUCGUUUGUUUCGAUUUACCUGGACCGUACGUGGAUCGGGCUCCGAUUUCUUCGUGCCCUACGCCUUAUGACGGUCCCCGACAUCCUGCAGUACCUCAACAUUUUGAAGACUUCCAGUUCCAUACGUCUUGCUCAGCUAGUAUCGAUAUUUAUAUCCGUUUGGCUUACCGCCGCAGGCAUCAUCCAUUUGCUGGAAAAUUCUGGCGACCCCCUAGAGUUUAGCAACCCGCACCCGUUAUCGUACUGGACAUGCGUGUAUUUUUUAAUCGUCACCAUGUCGACCGUCGGUUACGGCGACGUCUUCUGUCACACGGUAUUGGGACGCACUUUUCUGGUAUUUUUCCUUCUCGUCGGCCUGGCGAUUUUCGCCAGUUGUAUCCCAGAGAUCAUUGACUUGAUCGGGACUAGGCCGAAAUACGGAGGCACCCUGAAGAACGAACGCGGUCGAAGGCAUAUAGUGGUCUGCGGACAUAUAACGUACGAAUCGGUGUCCCACUUCCUGAAGGACUUUUUGCACGAGGACCGGGAGGACGUCGACGUCGAGGUCGUGUUCUUGCAUAGGAAACCGCCCGACCUCGAACUGGAGGGUCUCUUCAAAAGACAUUUUACCACCGUAGAAUUCUUCCAAGGUACAAUAAUGAACCCAAUCGAUCUGCAGCGUGUGAAGGUGCACGAAGCUGACGCCUGUCUGGUUUUGGCGAACAAAUACUGCCAGGACCCGGACGCAGAAGACGCGGCCAACAUCAUGAGAGUGAUUUCCAUCAAGAACUACAGUGAUGACAUUAGAGUCAUCAUACAGCUCAUGCAGUAUCACAACAAGGCGUAUCUACUUAACAUUCCAUCGUGGGACUGGAAGCAGGGCGACGACGUCAUAUGUUUGGCCGAGCUCAAGUUGGGAUUUAUAGCCCAGUCCUGCCUGGCGCCCGGUUUUUCGACCAUGAUGGCCAACUUGUUCGCCAUGCGAUCCUUCAAAACCUCUCCCGAUACACAAGUAUGGCAGAACGAUUAUCUACAAGGGACUGGGUGCGAGAUGUACACUGAGACUUUGUCCCCCUCGUUCACGGGCAUGUCUUUCCCCCAGGCCAGCGAAUUGUGUUUCACCAAACUAAAGCUCCUUCUGUUGGCCAUAGAGGUCAAGGGGGUGGAGGGGGCGGAUACGAAAAUCUCGAUAAACCCCCGCGGUGCUAAAAUAGUCGCAAACACCCAAGGGUUUUUUAUCGCCCAAUCUGCCGAUGAAGUUAAGAGGGCGUGGUUCUACUGUAAGGCCUGCCACGACGACAUCAAGGACGAAACGUUGAUCAAGAAGUGCAAGUGUAAAAAUUAUGUCGGAAUGAUCAUGAUGCAAACGGGUAUGGUCAAACACGGCCUUAACUCUUACCAAAGAAUUAUCGAUGUAUCGACGUUCAGGAAAGGGGUCAGGGCCAUACAAUUGGUAGGCCGUUCAAAUGACCAUCAUCCUCCUCCUACUUUCACACCACCAGAGUUGCCCAAGAAGGUUCAUGUUCGAGGUGACUUGAAUCGCCAUGACAAUUUUAUUUUAGCCCAAAGGAACCACAGGAACAGCACACUCCCGUCGAUGAACAUGGUCAAUUCAACGAAGCAAGUGAACAAGGUGAAACCUAACAUCACGCGGAACGCUGUGGAUAACGUUGGGUCACCGAAUUACAACUCCAGACCGCCGGAGCAAGAAACUACGAAUUAUGCCGGCUAUCACCUGGCCUAUGAAGUCAAAAAACUCAUGCCGACGAGCAGGAGUAGUGGGGGCACGAACCAAAACAACAACGGCGUCGCGCUGCCGGUGGGCCUGGCCGACGACCAGGCGAAAGAUUUCGACUUUGAAAAGACUGAAAUGAAAUAUGACAGCACGGGAAUGUUCCAUUGGAGUCCCGCGAAGAACCUCGAGGAGUGCAUACUGGAUCGCAACCAAGCGGCCAUGACGGUACUGAACGGCCACGUGGUCGUGUGUUUGUUCGCCGAUCCAGACUCGCCGUUGAUCGGCCUGCGCAACCUGGUGAUGCCGCUGCGCGCUAGCAACUUCCACUACCACGAGUUGAAGCACGUCGUCAUCGUCGGUUCGGUCGACUACAUACGUCGCGAAUGGAAGAUGCUCCAGAAUUUGCCCAAGAUCUCGGUGUUGAACGGCUCGCCUCUGAGCAGGGCCGAUCUGCGAGCGGUAAACGUAAACCUCUGCGACAUGUGCUGCAUACUGUCAGCGAAAGUGCCGAGCAACGACGAUCCCACUCUCGCCGAUAAAGAAGCCAUUCUGGCUUCGUUGAACAUCAAGGCGAUGACGUUCGACGAUACGAUCGGAGUUCUGAGCCAAACCAACGGUGACGGGGAAACCGGAAGCCCCGUGGGCAGCCCCAUUAUUUUGCAGAGGCGGGGCUCCGUUUACGGCGCUAAUGUACCGAUGAUUACAGAGUUGGUGAACGAUAGCAACGUUCAGUUCUUGGAUCAGGAUGACGACGACGAUCCCGAUACCGAACUCUACCUGACGCAACCGUUCGCUUGCGGGACCGCGUUCGCUGUCAGCGUCCUCGAUUCGCUGAUGUCUACGACGUACUUCAACCAAAACGCCUUGACGCUCAUCCGCUCUUUGAUAACGGGAGGAGCGACGCCGGAACUCGAACUGAUAUUGGCCGAAGGUGCCGGACUUAGGGGGGGAUACAGUACGCCGGACAGUUUAUCGAACCGGGACCGAUGCCGCGUGGGCCAAAUCUCUUUGUACGACGGGCCACUCGCCCAAUUCGGCGAAACGGGGAAGUACGGCGAUCUAUUCGUCGCCGCUCUCAAACAGUUCGGCAUGCUGUGCAUAGGCCUGUAUCGGUUUCGCGACACCAGCUCGUCGUGCGACGCGAGCAGCAAGCGUUACGUCAUCACGAACCCGCCCGACGACUUCCAGCUGCUGCCCACGGAUCAGGUAUUCGUACUGAUGCAGUUCGACCCCGGCUUGGAAUACAAACAGGUGAAGGGCGGGCGCGCGGGGACGGGCCAAGGGGGCGGCACCGGCGGCGGCGGCACCAAUAAAGACGAGAACUCUUGACUAUUGUUGUGUAGCGCCCUCACAGACGGACCCUACUCCUAUAUAUAAACCAAAUAUGUUGCAAGGUCCAAGACGAUUGUUACACGACCCACCAUUCCAUUUACUUUUACGUUUAAUUAAUACGCGAUUGUUUUUAUACGUACAUCGGUUUGGAUGAGUUUCGUUUAAACAGCCUCAGCGUCCCUUUUUUACUUGCUAUAUUUUACUUUCUGUUCCGUGGGUAACGUAAUGUACUUAACUGUGAAGGCGCUACACUAACCAAAAUUUUUCUUCUUCUUAAAAUCCCAGCGUCGCCGGGCCGUUAGACCGCCGACAUUCCCCUCCGCUACGAUCCAGCAUAGCGGAAAAAUUGGCGGCAGAAAUGACGUUGACGUUAACGUAACUUACAUGAAUUUUAUAAAGAUGUUUAUUAUAGCGUAUAUUUUUACAACGGAGAGGCGAUUUUCGUGCUUAUAUACAUAUAUUGCUGGAUAGCGUUUGCGUUGCGACGCAACUCGCAAGACCGUUUCAACCGUGUCGCCACCAAAAUCAUGCCUUAUAUACGAACUAAAAAUCGGGUUACUUUUUGAUAUUUAAGAUAUUUUUUUAUUGAUUGAUAAAUUUAGCCAAAAAUUUCCUUUUUUUAUGCCCGAUUUUAGUGACGACACGGUAUAAAAAUUACGUAAUCGUCGAACCAGAUACAACGUACGCGGAGCUUUGUAAAUAAAAAGCGAGCUUCUGCGCAUCGGCGCUGUUGUCCGACCGACCGCUAAAGCGUCAUUCGAAUAUGGCGCGUCAUGUCUCGGCUAGGACAACCAAAAUUUUGACAAGAGACAAAUGAGUAGGUCGUGGACAUACGUCGCGCUUUGCUCUGGCAAAGUUUUGGUCGCAGAAUAAACACGACACAGAAGCGACAAAAUGUUGUGUCAAAAUGUUUCGAGUGAGAAGUGUGAGGCAACUGUCAAACCGGUUCCGUUGCCUUUUAAUCCUCUGUCGUAUAUCGUUGCCCGGGGUUGGUGAUUAUUUUGGGCUUUUCGUUUGUUGUGUUUACUUACUGAAAAGAAAACGUGAAAUGUGCCGAAAGACAUUAAUUCAUUCAUUCAUAAGAUUGUUUACUAAUUCAAAAGGUUAAAAAGUUAUAUGUAUAAUAUGCAUUUCUUUUAAUCUAUAUGGUUAAAGGCCUGCUAUCGGUUAGACUUGCCUCCUAGGGCACGUACAUUACCAAGGCUAUUUUGGAGACAAAUAAAGUCUCCUAUUGUUUAAUGUUAAAGUAUAUCUGUUUUCCAUUUGAGGAGUAAAUUGAACCUUAAAAUUCUCUCUGCAUAAUAUGGGGUAAGCGUGACGUCAAAUAAGCAAUGUUAUUGUGCUUUUCUUGUCGCUUCUGUGUGGUGUAUAUUCUGGGGUUUUGGUCGCCUAGCUUAAAUUCCGCAGAGGUGGGUGAAACCGAUAUUUUUUCGCAAAAGACUGUCGCGCGAUUCAAUUUUUCGGUUAAACGAUAUUACCAUGAUGAAUUAAUAACGUUGUUGACUCUUUUAGAAGUAUAAUUGUCGUAAUUAGUUCGGUUGACUAACACGUGGAAUUGUAAGAUAUGUAAAUUUUAGCAAAACGUUUAAAUUGUGAUAUUGUAAAUACAUCAACAUAUACCGGGCGUUUUGUUUACGAACGCUUGCAGAUCGAGUUGUAUAUAGGUAUAUAAUAUAGUUUUGUUUAGCAAUAUUGACUGUGAAUAUUUGUUAUGUCUACACGCUGGAUCGUUUUUAUACGUGGGGUUCCGUUCGUUUGUUUUUUAAUUUCUAAGGCGAUUACCGCGAAAAACCCAUCUCUGUCGUACCUACUAAAUAGCGUUUUAAUCAAUGUCGUGGAUGUUUUUAGGAAACCAUUCGAACAGACUGACUUAAAUGUCGAAAUCUAGCUGAUCGCAUAACAUAGUUUAUUUCGCAACUUGUGAAACUCACCCCACAAAUCUUUUCACAUGAGUGUCUUAGACGGUAUAUUUGAGAUUUAUUCAGUUCCCAAAUUGAGCAACCACUUUUGUAGUGUUUAAUUAUUGUUGAUUAAAUUUUAUAAUAAGA
This is a messenger RNA of Cylas formicarius (sweet potato weevil), 5835 nucleotides long. It is a transcript of the gene slo, whose product is annotated as calcium-activated potassium channel slowpoke. The record is from RefSeq and is a predicted model, not a curated record. NCBI's taxonomy places the organism in Eukaryota, Metazoa, Arthropoda, Insecta, Coleoptera, Brentidae. Gene Ontology annotation, biological process: potassium ion transport; transmembrane transport. The coding region runs from base 185 to 3784 and encodes 1199 amino acids. Gene Ontology annotation, molecular function: large conductance calcium-activated potassium channel activity. The transcript has 28 exons. Gene Ontology annotation, cellular component: postsynaptic membrane.